This is a messenger RNA of Symbiodinium sp. CCMP2592, 2835 nucleotides long. NCBI's taxonomy places the organism in Eukaryota, Dinophyceae, Suessiales, Symbiodiniaceae. The record is from the annotation of a GenBank genome assembly.
AUGCAUGUGUCUUCUAGCUGCGAUGAGAUCGUGGGUGGAGCGCCGAUUGCUUCAGGGUCAGUGCUGAUCAGCUUGUCGGGUGCUCACGACGUGAGUCUGGCAGUGGACGGCAUCUCAACGCCAGUGGUUUCGGCUGGCUGGUGGUCGGAUUGCGGUUAUGUACUCGGUGACCCUACGAACUUCGGCGGUGGAUGUGCGGUGGGAGAAGCUUGGAUAGGCAUGGACAGCGGCUUCACCACUUUCGAGACCAAGUGCAUCCGCUUGAUGCAGCCUGUGGAUUCGAAUCACUCGGCCUCGACCAUAGGACUGGACCGUUGGGAUGGCAGCAGCUGGGUACGUGUCAAGACCUUCGUGAACACGGGAGGCGUGGAAGCCGAUGGUCGCUUUCUGGACCUGACAGUGGAGCCCGACUCGAAGUGGCGGCUGAAACCCCUCUUAGCAGAGGCCAAUUGGGACCCUUGGCCUACUGCGACGGAGUGGGCCGUCGCGGAGCUCGAGCUUUUUGACAACGUGGAGUGUCGGGACCCCCCGUUGGUCGCCCGCUUCAGCGGCUCCGGAUUCGUAGGAGAUGGCGUGACGGCUUCCGAUGCCGCCUUCGUCCCUGGCCGUGCCCAGGAUGGAGAUCUUGCCACUGUGUGGGCCGCUCCCUGCCCUUCCGGCGUAGCCUGCGGUGCCGAGGGAGCCUGGCUCGAGGCACAGCUCCGUGUGCCCAGCAUAGUGCGCUGCUUGAGGCUCUUCCAAUCCACAGCCUGGCCCUCCGCGGUGAUCUCGCUUGAAUCGGGAAGUGGGACGGUCUACACCAACGUCAGUCGCUUCUCCCAGCUGUCAGGGGGUUCCUGGGAGCACUUAGCCCGGUGGGAGGUGGCCAACAAAGCCUUGGGCAGUAUGUGGCGGCUGGUGCCGACAGGAGUCGCGCCGGAGGCUUGGCGGAUCGUCCAGAUCGAGCUCUUCUCAGCAGAAAACUGCUCCUCCCCGCUGGCCUUCCAGACCUUCGCCUCGGGUGGCUUCGGUAUGGCCCUGGCGGGCGAUGGGGAUCUCGCCAGCGCGUGGCAGGCCGCGACUUUGGUAGCCUCCGGGACCUGGCUGGGGCGCUACGAGGGCACGGAGACCUUGCACAGGCUGGCGUGGCCUUGGCUGGGGCUCAGCACGGCGGACGGCGUUAUGCCCCUAUGCCUGCGACUGCUCCAGGCGAACGAGAGUCUCCACUUUGCCAACGACCUCGUCCUUCAACGUUGGAGCGGUUCCGCUUGGCUCGACUAUCAGGUGUCUUUGAGCGGCAUCGGCACGAUUGCGCCGCACUUUACAGAACUGGGUGUAGGCUUGAGCUAUCUCCCCGAGACCUGGGCGCGGAUGCCCUUCCUCGAUCGCUUGCAGUGGCGGGUGCAAGCGCUCGACGUGAUGCUGAACUCUUGGGCUUUGAAGGAGCUGCAGCUCUACGAAACCGUCGACUGCCAGCAGGAGGUGGAGGGGCUGUACAUUGCAGCAGGGGAGGAUCCGCUGCAGCCUUCUCGAAAUGCUAGCCUGGCUUUUGACCAAGACCAGCUCACCGAUUGGUGGUCCGUGUGCACUCGAUGCUUGAAGGGAGCUGCGUGGAUUGGCAAGGCACUGCCACGGGCGAGGAACAUCCGCUGCUUCCGGCUGUUCCAGUCCAGUCUCCCAGCCCGUGGCAACGCAGAUGCUCCCUGGUGGACUGGGCACGUGAGUUUGGACAAGUGGAACGGCAACCGCUGGGCGGCUGUUGCGACUUUCACCGGGCUCUCGCGCGGCGUCUGGGAGCGGCGUCGGGAAACGGGUGUCACCACUGACGAUCAGACGAACGCAGCGGAGCGCCGUGCCGGAGGAGAGUUUGUCCGUGGGGUUUCAAGCGCCCGGUCCUUCAUCGGCAGCGAAGAGUUUCCGGCAGAAUCUGGCCGAUACCACCUCUACGUUGCCUUCAACUGUCCCUGGUGCCACCGGGUUGCGCUGGUUCGGGCGGUCUUGGGUCUCGAGGAUGCGAUCUCCAUGGAUGUGUGCUUUCCGGGGCGCACCACCAGCGCAGACGAGCGAGGUGAGAACCUCUGGCGCUUUGCUCCGGAAGGCGCCACAGGGCAAAACGGUCGCCAUGUCACCUUCCCAGAAUGUACAGCUGACACCGUGGGUGGAAAGAAGUACAUCGUUGACAUCUACGCCGAGUCGGGGCUGGAACAGAAGUCCAUACCCAUCUUGUACGACAAGGUGUCUCGGAAGGUGGUAAACAAUGAAAGUGCAGAGAUCAUGCGCAUGUUUGAGACCGUGAUGUUGCCGUAUGCAAAGCGCCCCCUCGAGUUGUACCCGGCAUCACUGCAACAAGAAGUCGAGGAUACCAACACUUGGUUGUACACGGAUAUCAACAACGGGGCGUACAAGGCGGGCUUCUCCUCGAAUCAAGACGUCUACGAGACGGCUUUUGCGGCCUACUUCGCCGCCCUGGACCGGCUCAAUGGAUUGCUGGAGGGCAAGGACUUCAUCCUCGGCGCAGUAACAGAGUGUGAUUUGCGUGCCUUCACGACGCUUUGGCGCCAUGAUCCCGUUUAUCACAACCGCAUGAAGCUCAACCAGGCUUUCCUGUUCGAGUAUGCCGGGGUCUGGAAAUGGAUGGGCCGGAUGAUGGCCCUUCCUGGAAUCGAGAGUGUGGUUCAUGAAGGCAUUCUCGCCCACGCAAAGCAAGGAUACUUCGGGCGCACCGGCAACGGCACCAUUCCCAUCGGUCCCAAGGGGUACCCGCAAUGCUACGGCAAAGUGACAGAAGCAGACAGGUCUGAGGUGGGGUAUACUUUAGACUCGGAGCGCAGGGAUCUCCAGCUCUCAUGGCUUUGA